GACGAACGUAAAGAUCAGUCAAAAAAAAUGACGAAAAUAGACUCGACAAUUGACAAAAAUUUUUCCCCGAUGAUUCAUUCUUCUCAACAUGAUCAAGUUCAUGAAAAUUUGAAUAAUCAACACGAUAAUGAGGAGCAUGUCUCAAUCAUCACAUCUCGCUAUCGCUUUCCGUCUAAUGAAAGAUUGGAGGAUUAUAACGAGGCCUCCCCAGAGCAUGAAGACGAAAAUCCGUUCGUUGUAAGAGAUGUUUUAAGUAAUAACAAGUUUAAGACUGUUCUCUCGUGGAGACAUGUCAUCGACAAUAUUUAUAUUAAUGAUAGUUCUACGAAUGACUGGGUGGCAGAAGAUCACAACGUCUCUCUCGAUUUCCGCAAUUUUCAACUUGACGUAAUCAAUCAAUUGGAAGGCAACCAAACGUUUUCAUAUUUUAAAGAUAUGGAAAGGAUAUUUGAAUCCAAGCCAACAUAUGUAUCAUGUUCCGAAAAAUUGUGGAAUAAAAUUCGUCCGAGACCACUAGCACCCAUUAUGUUGCCACAAAAUGUAAUAGUGAUUAUCGCAGAAUAUAAUACGCUUUUAGAUGAUAAAAAGUUGAUUAAUAAUAAGUGGUGCGAAAAUUGGUCACUAAGGAAUACUUUGAAAACGGAAGAAGACAAAGAUGUUUCGAUUGUGCUCAAAUAUUUUAUGUAUCUAUCCUCAGUAAGUUUCAACGAGAACAAUGAGUUGAACGAGGAUACAUUUGUUCAUCGGUAUUGCCAUCAAAUUCUCGAAGAGAUAUUUGGUAAAACUGAUUUCGCAUUAGUUUGGGCAAAUGGCGAAUCAGAAAGUUCGAAAGAAAGACGGAUAUUAGAUGGAAACAACCAUGGAAGAAAACCAGAUUUUAGAGUACUUGGACAAAUAGAUGAUAUAAACAGAGAGUUCUUAUUUGGCGAAAUAAAGCCUCCGCACCAUUCAAAAGUUAUAAGUAAAAGUGUAAUAAAACUUGCGGAGUUCAUGAAAGGAUCUUUGGACCUUAUCGUCAAUAGAUGUGGUUAUAUUUCUGGUAUAGAAAUUUAUGGAAUUUUGAUCUGUGGAGACGAAAUUAAAAUUUUUAAUAUGGAUUUGGUUUACGAUGGUCUUUAUCGUUGUAGCUUAUUAUCAAAAAUACUGCUCCCAACGGAGAAUGCGAAUUUUCUUAACAUUGUUACUGUGGUAUCUACAUUAUAUUCAUUGUUGAAUAGGUUAAGAUCUACAAUUAGUGCAAUAAAUUCAUCUCAACCACAAUCAUCAUCUACCUGUCACCCUUAUUGUCGAAAAUCGAAUUCUUCACCAAAAAAAAUACGCGUACCGAUAGUCAGGGCUUAA
Molecule: messenger RNA, 1341 nt
Organism: Funneliformis caledonium
Lineage: Eukaryota; Fungi; Glomeromycota; Glomeromycetes; Glomerales; Glomeraceae
Source: the annotation of a GenBank genome assembly